Molecule: messenger RNA, 1937 nt
Organism: Mandrillus leucophaeus (drill)
Lineage: Eukaryota; Metazoa; Chordata; Mammalia; Primates; Cercopithecidae
Gene: RNF8
Product: ring finger protein 8, E3 ubiquitin protein ligase
Exons: 9
Coding region: 1-1464 (487 amino acids)
Biological process (GO): protein K48-linked ubiquitination; ubiquitin-dependent protein catabolic process; double-strand break repair
Cellular component (GO): ubiquitin ligase complex; nucleus; site of double-strand break
Molecular function (GO): ubiquitin protein ligase activity; histone binding
Source: RefSeq, a predicted model, not a curated record
AUGUCUUCCUCCUUCCCAACUCUGAGGAACAUGGGGCGACUUGGGCUGGGCCACAUUUCUCCCGUGAGGCUCGUCCAAUGCAAAGACUUUUGGUUGAAUUACAACUGGCCAAAGGUGACUGUAGGACGAGGAUUUGGUGUCACAUACCAAUUGGUAUCAAAAAUCUGCCCCCUGAUGAUUUCUCGAAACCACUGUGUUUUGAAGCAGAAUCCUGAGGGCCAGUGGACAAUUAUGGACAACAAGAGUCUAAAUGGUGUUUGGCUGAACAGAGCACGUCUGGAACCUUUAAGGGUCUAUUCCAUUCAUCAGGGAGACUGCAUCCAACUUGGAGUGCCUCUGGAAAAUAAGGAGAAUGCAGAGUAUGAAUAUGAAGUUACUGAAGAAGACUGGGAGACAAUAUAUCCUUGUCUUUCCCCAAAGAAUGACCAGAUGAUAGAAAAAAAUAAGGAAUUGAGAACUAAAAGGAAAUUCAGUUUGGAUCAAUUAGGAGGUCCUGGAGCUGAAGGCCCCUCAAAUUUGAAAUCCAAAAUAAAUAAAGUGUCUUGUGAAUCUAGUCAGUCAGUGAAAUCACAGGGGAAAGGUGAAGUGGCCAGUACACCCUCUGAAAAUUUGGAUCCUAAGUUGACUGCCCUUGAGCCAAGUAAGAAGACCACAGGGGCUCCCAUUUACCCUGGCUUCCCCAUAGUCACAGAGGUUCAUCAUGAGCAGAAAGCCUCAAACUCUUCAGCAUCUCAGAGAAGCUUACAGAUGUUUAAGGUGACCAUGUCCAGGAUUCUGAGGCUGAAAAUACAGAUGCAAGAAAAACAUGAAGCCGUUAUGAAUGUGAAAAAGCAGACCCAAAAGGGGAACUCAAAGAAAAUUGUGCGAAUGGAGCAGGAACUGCAGGACUUACAGUCCCAGCUGUGUGCAGAGCAGGCGCAGCAGCAGGCAAGAGUGGAGCAACUAGAGAAGACUUUCCAGGAAGAGGAACAGCAUCUUCAGGGUUUGGAGAUAGCACAAGGAGAAGAGGACCUGAAGCAACAGCUGGCCCAGGCUCUGCAGGAGCAUUGGACUCUAAUGGAAGAGCUAAAUCGCAGCAAGAAGGACUUUGAAGCAAUCAUUCAAGCCAAGAACAAAGAAUUAGAGCAGACCAAGGAAGAGAAGGAGAAGGUGCAAGCACAGAAGGAAGAAGUUCUCAGCCACAUGAAUGAUGUGCUAGAGAAUGAGCUCCAAUGUAUUAUUUGUUCAGAAUACUUCAUUGAGGCUGUCACCUUGAACUGUGCCCACAGUUUCUGCUCCUACUGUAUCAAUGAAUGGAUGAAGCGGAAGAUAGAAUGCCCCAUUUGUCGGAAGGACAUUGAGUCCAAAACGUACUCUUUGGUUCUGGACAAUUGCAUUAAUAAGAUGGUAAAUAAUCUGAGCUCAGAAGUGAAAGAACGACGAAUUGUUCUCAUUAGGGAACGAAAAGCAAAGAGAUUGUUCUGAAGACCAUGCUCUAAGGGCCUUUGAACGACUGCCAGGCAAUGGGAGCCUGAGAUGGUCUGGAGCAUUCUCUCUAGCCGUGACUCCGCUGCUCUGAAGGUCAACUGAGAAGUCUUGUGGGACAGAGACUGAGUUAGGAAGCCCUCAGUCACUUGCCUUCCACGGUGGCCAGCCCUGCUGCCAUCAUUGGCUGAAGCACCACCAGGAUUCCCGGCACCCGACUGCUUUAGGGUACUUCAUAGACUCUGCCUCACUACAUGUCGAAUGAGUUAUUUGAGUUCUCUUUUGUUUUUUUAGUUUGUUGUUGUUGUUACUGUUUUGAUACCUCAGAAACACCUCCGUUGACAAUUGUUUUGGAUAGGUUGGGUGUACCCCGUGGCUGCCUCUAAAGGCGGUGUCUAUUUUGAGAGGAUGGCUUACCUCUUCUUUGUGAAAAUACUAUCUCAUUUCCUGGAAAUAAAAUGUAAAACCUGUCA